AUGUCUUUGUUUAGAACUCUACAAAACCAGCCUAGAAUUAUCACUUUGUUCACACACGAUGUGGCAAGCAAGCCUAGUACACUGAUUAUGCAACAAUUGCGUGCCGGUUCUUCGGAUAAAUACGAGAUUGAAGUCCACACAAAGUUCCCCACGUUGGACCAGCUCAAAUACAUGAACAGUAUUGAUAAGACGGUGUUGCAGGCUCAGGUGCCAAAUCUAAGCCGUCUCCUACUCAAGGAUAGCACAUACGAGACUUUCAAUAAAGACCUCAAGGAAUGCGUUUCGCUUAACUCAUGGAACUCGACAUCGUCGCUGUGGGUAGAUUGGGAAAAACGCAAACUCGGAAACAAUGCAAGCAGUGUCAAAUCGUUGCUUGAAAAACUCUGA
Lachancea sp. 'fantastica' is the source of this 387-nucleotide messenger RNA. The record is from the annotation of a GenBank genome assembly. NCBI's taxonomy places the organism in Eukaryota, Fungi, Ascomycota, Saccharomycetes, Saccharomycetales, Saccharomycetaceae.